Molecule: messenger RNA, 1283 nt
Organism: Nannospalax galili (Upper Galilee mountains blind mole rat)
Lineage: Eukaryota; Metazoa; Chordata; Mammalia; Rodentia; Spalacidae
Gene: Dnajc18
Product: DnaJ heat shock protein family (Hsp40) member C18
Exons: 8
Coding region: 111-1187 (358 amino acids)
Biological process (GO): cellular response to misfolded protein
Cellular component (GO): endoplasmic reticulum membrane
Molecular function (GO): Hsp70 protein binding
Source: RefSeq, a predicted model, not a curated record
AGCCCAGAUGGACUAAACUACAAUGACCGGCGUGCCCUGUGCUCCGCGCCCCUUCUCUUUCAGCGUCUGCGACUUGAACGGCUUGGUGGACCUGCUGACUGGAAACCGAUAUGGCGGCCACUCUGGACAGUGGGGAGCACUGGACCGAAGCUUACAUUGAUGCAAUUAGAAGAAACAAAUACUCAGAAGACAGACCACCUGAGAGUCGUGACCCCUGUGGUUGCUGUAACUGCAUGAAGGCACAAAAGGAAAAGAAGUCUGAGAAUGAGUGGAAUCAGACCCGGCAGGGAGAAGGGAGCUCAACUUAUACUCAGGAACAGCUGCUUGGGGUACAAAGAAUCAAGAAGUGCAGAAAUUACUAUGAAAUUCUGGGAGUUUCUCAAAAUGCCAGUGACGAAGUGCUUAAGAAAGCUUACAGAAAACUUGCCCUGAAAUUUCAUCCUGACAAAAACUGUGCUCCGGGAGCAACAGAUGCUUUCAAAGCAAUAGGGAAUGCCUUUGCGGUCCUGAGCAAUCCUGACAAAAGACUCCGCUAUGAUGAAUAUGGAGAUGAGCAGGUGACAUUCACUGCACCUCGAGCCAAAUCUUAUAAUUACUACAGGGACUUUGAAGCUGACAUCACUCCAGAAGAACUAUUCAAUGUCUUUUUUGGAGGACAUUUUCCUACAGGAAAUAUUCAUAUGUUCUCAAAUGUGACAGAUGACACUCACUACUACCGCCAGAGGCACCGCCAUGAGAGGACACAGACACAGAAAAGAGAGGAAGAUGAUAAACCUCAGACUACAUAUUCUGCAUUUGUUCAGCUGCUUCCAGUUCUCGUGAUCGUGAUUCUAUCUGUAAUUACUCAGCUGCUGGCUGCUAAUCCCCCAUAUAGUCUGUUCUAUAAAUCGACCUUGGGUUAUACCAUUUCUAGAGAAACGCAGAACCUGCAGGUGCCUUACUUCGUGGAUAAAAGUUUUGACAAAACUUACAGAGGAGCAUCUCUUCGUGAUCUGGAGAAAACAAUAGAGAAAGAUUAUAUCGAUUACAUCCAGACAAGUUGUUGGAAGGAGAAACAGCAAAAGUCCGAGUUGACCAAUUUGGCAGGAUUAUACAGAGAUGAACGACUGAAACAGAAAGCAGAGUCGCUGAAACUUGAAAACUGUGACAAACUAUCCAAACUCAUUGGCCUCCGCAGAGGUGGCUGAGAAGAUGGUGGUCCUGCUCAGGGUGGGAGUUUUGUUACUUGUUACUAUUUGUGUUACAAGUUCCAUUUUAUAAUACAAAUUAGGAAAUGAUAAAUA